CUUUCCUCCUACAUCUCUUUAUAUAAUAUCCUUACGCUCUCUCUCACCUUCGCAUUCAAAGUUUCAAACACCUUUGCAGAAAAUGUCACCAUUAUCAUCGCCCCAUCAUGUUUUCUUUGUUUCUGCUCUUCUGUUCGUUUUUCUCUUUCACCUCUUCACCACCACUGCCUAUGCGGCAGCUUCUUCUUCUCCUUCUCCUUCUUCGCAGACCUUAAACAUGCACUCAGAGUACAUGAUCAACCCGAAACUCCCACCGAAAGCGCUCUCGUCCUCGAAGAAAUUCGAGGGCUCCUCCAACCUCGUCAAUCUCCGCUACCACAUGGGUCCCGUCCUCUCUUCCUCCCCAAUUAACAUCUACCUCAUUUGGUACGGCCUCUGGUCGCCUUCCCACAAGCUCCUCAUCAAAGACUUCCUCCUCUCUCUGUCUCCCUCCACCAAAGCCCCGUCACCCUCGGUCUCAGACUGGUGGCGUACCCUCUCGCUAUACACUGAUCAGACUGGCGCCAAUGUCUCCCGCACCGUCCUCAUCGCCGGCGAGUACUCCGACCUCAAAUACUCUCACGGCAACCAACUCACCCGGCUCAGCAUCCAGCAAGUCAUCGCCACCGCCGUAAAGUCCGCGCCUUUCCCCGUCGACCACCGCAACGGCGUCUACCUCGUCCUCAGCUCCCAAGACGUCGUCGUCCAGGACUUCUGCCGCGCCGUCUGCGGCUUCCACUACUUCACAUUCCCGUCCAUGGUCGGCUACACGCUCCCCUACGCCUGGGUCGGCAACUCAGCCAAGCAGUGCCCCGAGGUGUGCGCUUACCCCUUCGCUUUACCGGCUUACAUGGCCGGAGGAGGGCCCGGAGCUCUGCGACCGCCGAACAAGGACGUCGGCGUGGACGGCAUGAUCAGCGUGAUCGGUCACGAACUGGCCGAGCUAUCAACAAACCCGUUGGUGAACGCGUGGUACGCUGGAGAAGACCCCACUGCGCCAACAGAGAUCGGAGACUUGUGCGAAGGGUUAUACGGUACGGGAGGUGGUGGUGGGUAUAUAGGACAGGUGAUGAGGGAUAGGGAAGGCAGGACUUACAACAUGAAUGGGAGAAAUGGGAGGAAGUUUCUGGUACAGUGGAUCUGGAGUCCCAUUUUGAAGGCUUGUGCUGGUCCUAAUGCUUUGGAUUAAGCACUUCUUUUGCUGCUUUCCCCCCCCUUCAUUUUAAUGAAUUGUGUAGGAUUCAUUAGAUGGGAAUUAUACAGGUUUGGGGUGAUGGAAGUAAUUUGGUUAUAGCUAUGCUUUAGCUUAUCUUAUUAUUUUUUUAAAAUAUAUAUAUAAGGAAAAUUACAUGAACAGGAGGAGGAUGGUGAUGGUGGGGUUUUUUUAGAUUUCAGAUUAUAUAGUAGUACAUAUCAUGUUAAUUUAUUGGCGUUUUUCAUUUGGAAAACUUGAUAGAAUUCAUGUUGAUAAAUCUGGGUAUGAUUGUUUCCUUCUUUA
Molecule: messenger RNA, 1477 nt
Organism: Juglans regia (Persian walnut)
Lineage: Eukaryota; Viridiplantae; Streptophyta; Magnoliopsida; Fagales; Juglandaceae
Product: protein EXORDIUM-like 5
Exons: 1
Coding region: 83-1168 (361 amino acids)
Source: RefSeq, a predicted model, not a curated record